AACCACUCAUUGACCCGCUCUUCAUAUCAGCUGUAGCUGGGGCCAUCAUAACAGUGCCAAAUUUGUGCGAACAUCCGUGCUAACAGAAUGAAGAUGCUUAUCUCAGGAGAUCCGUUAAAUCUCGAGGGAGAAGGAAAGUGAUAACCACUUCGGACGCAAUUUCCUCAUGGAGCCUUUUCUGUUCAGAACCCGUCGGGAUGAAGAGGGUGAUAACUCUAACGCGAAGGACGUACUUGGUAAUGUCAUCCAUUGAAAUGGCUGAGGACAAUGGUGCUCAGAUUAUAAACACCUGAACUCAUGUGGUCCAAGCUGAUGAGUCACUUCAGCGGUCAUAUGUGCCCGACAUUUUCCUUGCAAACAACUUAUCGAGCUAGUCGCCGUUACCAGUUGGCCUGGAGGAAAACAUCGUUCGCUGCCGUUUACAGAUUGUUUACCGUUUUCGGUGUACUCGAAGUGUACGUCCGUUGCCCUCAGGGGAUCUGGACUUCAAUUAUAACAAUACCGAACAUUUUUCAUCAGAGGAAGUCAAAGGAUCUAUUGAUUACUAAUCACAAGUGGAGAAAAAGUGUAGAAAAGACAGUUUCCGUUCCAGCCGACCUUUCAUCGAUGCUUUUGGAACCAUUAUCUGAUAGUUCCAAUUUCGAUUGGCUGGAAGCAGAAUUAUGGCCCACGCAUGAACUUGACACAGUCCAAGAUAUUUUGACGGCAUUCUUUGGCUCCUCUGUCUCAACUCUGCAUCCAAAGAUAGAAGGUAGUGACCAAAUGAUGAUGCUUACAAAGAGGACAGAUGUUCAGCCGGCAGAUUUGGUGACCAAAUCUAACUGAUUGAGUACUGUCUCGAUGACCAUCAAAUGAUACGGUGCGGAUUUCACACUAUCUAGGAUAUUUUUGAGACCUAAAUAUUGUGGUGUGCUGUUUCAGAAGUCAACUAUCUUGACAUUUGUUUCGUGUGCAGAAACUGACAGGUGCUGAAGAAAUGAUCGUCUUUCUGGGACAGGUACUAGAAGCCCAAUAGCAAAUCAAUAACCAGCAGAUAUCUAAGUGGUACGUCAUGACUCAAUUCACCGUAGUCACUUUUCUAAAAUAUCUUUAGUAGGAGGCAUACUUUACAGCACUCUGAGAUUUAGCACUUAGAGCAAAAUCUAUACGUUGCUUAUCAGUUGUAAUGGCAAAAGACAUUCUCCAGUUGUAGAUAAACUUUGUGAAGACAGAUCACAUUUUUAUCUAUGGUCAUCCUGGUCUGUGUCGAACUCCUGUGACUCAACACAAGAAGUCGUUGAUCCGAAAUCAGCCAAGAAUUUUUUUACGUUUGUCUUAGAGUUCACAAAGAGUCAAGAAUGCAUAUGGAGUUCCUUCAGAGCCAAUUGAUAACAGCGACUGAGGAUGACAUAAGAGGACAAAAAGAAAAUUCACGAAGUGAAGAAAAUGGUAAUCAGAGACGAAACAGACUUGAAAAUACCAAAGAACUGAGUUCUACGCUGGAGAUUCUUCGUGUUUUACGCUUUUAAUUUAAAAGCGUAAAACACGAAGAAUCUCCAGCAAGUCUAAGUACGAAGCUGAAGACCAAGCAACCGAAACCGCCGGAUACAGAAAGAGUAGGAGUUCAAAUCCAAGCCGAAAGCAGCAUACAUCAGAAAAAUAAGGCUUCUGACGACAUAUCAAACAGACACUUGGUAGACCAACUAAGCCCUGAAGAGGAAAGCAUUGAGAUGGGUCCAAAUUGACAGUUCACAGAGAGGUGAGGCAGAAAACAGAUAGAGCUGUCUAGGGAAGAAAGCCCGACAGUCGCAGUUUUUAGUGCUCUUUCGUAUACUCCAGUAGUGCGUGAUCAACCUCGCAACAACUUGCGCAUACCUAUUAAAGUGGAUUUGCUGCUUGUUCCUUCUGUGGGUGAGCAGUUUAGGUUUAUCAAUUUGAUUGCAUAAUUCUGUCAAUCCGAGUGCCUCCGACAGAGCUUUAGAUUUCGGCUGAUGUUUCUCAACAGUAGGAUUGCCGGCGAAAGCUUACAUUAUCGGUUAUUCCUAUUAUUUGAACUCUUGUCUGAAAUUAUUCUCAGAGCCAUUACAUAGAGCAAGACAUAGAGAAUAGCCGAGAGUCAUAUUUAUAAGUAGUAUAUAACGCAGCUGAGGAAGAUUAACAAGCCUAAUUUCUUGGUCAUCAUGUAGCUUUACUGUUGGAACAAGUUCUUAAAUCCUGACCUAGAGUCACC
This is a messenger RNA of Marchantia polymorpha subsp. ruderalis, 2209 nucleotides long. NCBI's taxonomy places the organism in Eukaryota, Viridiplantae, Streptophyta, Marchantiopsida, Marchantiales, Marchantiaceae. The record is from the annotation of a GenBank genome assembly.